AUGGCUAUCAAUGCUUCCUCUCCCAAUCAUCCUCCCAUCGUCGCUGCCGUUUCUCCACCGUGGACCCAGAUUGUCGCCUCCGCUGCACCUCAUUCCACCACCGUUGUCGUCACUCUAUCCGUCACUUCGGGGAUGGAAGACAUCGACAAUAACUCCGGUGAAAACAAUGCCAAUAUUGUCGAGAGGAUUGUUUGGAACAAACCCUCCAACGCUGCUUCCUCUUCGGUCAUGGAUGCUGAAUCAUGGCCUGCUUUAUCUGAAUCUGCCAAAGCUCCGGCCAAAUCACCACCACCGCCACCACUAGAAGUGGGGGAAACUUCCUUGGUUGCAUCAACCUUGUCUCAAUUGCAGGGUACUGGAACUAUGCUCCCCUUUCCACGUGAUCAAGAUAGGGAUACUGCAAGCAUGAACAAUAGACCUCCUAUGCCAAUUCAUCAGAGACCUUAUAGGCAUCCAAAUCCGAAUGUGACUUCCAAUGGAGGCCACCUGCCUCAAGGUUCCAUUGCUGUCCCAGGUUCUCACAACCAUAACUCUGCUCCAAAUCAGUAUCCACCUAGAGGUGUAUUUGGGCCUAAUGAUCAACAGCAUCAGCGAAAUUCAUUCAGGUAUCGUGGUGGUCAGCAUCAACGUGGACGAGGAGAUGGUUUUCAUCAUCAAAACUAUGGGAAUAGUUUUCAUCAUCAAAACUAUGGGAAUAGGCAAGUUCGUGGAAAUCAGGACUGGAAUGUUCACCAAAGAAAUUUUAACUCAGGAGACAAUUAUAGGUCUCCAAGAUUUGUUCCACCGUCUGUAGGGCCUCCACCGUCUAAUAAUCAAUAUUACGUUCCACCACCGGUUAAUGCUCAAUAUUACGUUCCACCACCGGUUAAUGCUCAAUAUUACGUUCCACCGGUUAAUGCUCAAUAUUACGCUCCACCACCGGUUAAUAAUGCUCAAUAUAAUGCUCAAUAUUAUGUUCCACCACCUCCACAACCAGUUUGGCCCUUUGGAGGCUCAUAUGGAUAUCACGAACCACCACCUCAAGUGGUAUAUAGUUCAUCUCUGCCCAUGGAGCCAUCAAGAGGGGUUCCAUUUGUGCCAUCAAUACCGCCUAACCCAAUAAUAUAUCAGCAACCUACGGAUCCCAAAUUGUAUACUAAGAUUGUCAACCAAAUUGACUACUAUUUCAGUGAUCAGAAUUUAAUCAAUGAUGCAUAUUUGAAAGGGAUAAUGGACGAUCAGGGAUGGGUUUCUUUAAAUACAAUAGCCGACUUCAAACUAGUCGCAAAUUUGACUGACAAUAUUCAGAUUGUAUUUGAUGCUGUACGAACUUCAUCUGUGGUUGAAAUGCAGGGUGGCAAAAUAAGGAGGCGACAUGGUUGGUGGAAAUGGAUAGCGUCUUCUACUCAGUCUGAAAAUGUUACUGGCUCUGAAGUUGUUGGAGAGCUAGCAAAUAGAGUCCAAAACAUUGAUCUGGAAACAACUGAAGACCUGGAUCACUCAGCAUCUGCGGAAAAUUAG
Messenger RNA from Lathyrus sativus (Indian pea), 1500 nucleotides. Lineage: Eukaryota; Viridiplantae; Streptophyta; Magnoliopsida; Fabales; Fabaceae. The record is from the annotation of a GenBank genome assembly.